AUGUCCUUCCUCGGCGGCGCCGAGUGCUCCACGGCCGGCAACCCAUUGACCCAGUUCACCAAGCACGUUCAAGAUGACAAGUCGUUACAGCGGGAUCGGAUGGUGGGCAGGGGUCCCGGGGGAAUGCAAGAGAGUAUGCGUACUCGGGGCAUGGCAGGGCUGGGCGAUCAGAUGAUGGACGAAUUCAUGCAGCAACAACCUCAACCUCAACCAGGUCAUAUCCCCGUACAGCCUUUUGCUAUGGACCAGAUGCGACGAGAACUCGAAUCGGCCGCUCGCACGGGCUCGUCGGCAGCUGGCUGGGCGGCAGAGUUUGAUCCUGGCGAACAAGCCCGUAUGGAAGCGGCGUUUAGUAGUGAUAAUAGCAGAGGUAUUGGUGCGGCCCCUGCUGCAGGGUUCUCGGCUGCAGAGUUCUCGCGUUUCCGCCAAUUGCAGAAUAAUCGUACAGCAAGUCCGAUUGCGUCCACACAAUCACCGAUGAUGGGCGGGUACCAGAGGCCGAUGAUGGGUGGGUAUAUGGGCAUGAACAUGGGCAUGGGGGGUAUGGGAAUGAUGGGUUCUGCGUAUGCGAUGCAGCAACAGCCACAGCACAUGGACUCGACUGCGCAGCAACAAGACAGCAAAGGAAAAGCCAGAAUGGUCGAAUUAGACGAUGAAAAUUGGGAGGCUCAGUUUGCCGAAAUGGAUGCGGCUGGUCAGCAGUCGUUUGAUGAACAGGCGAAUAAUGCGAUGGAAGCAGAACUAAAUGAGCUGGACAGGUCAGUCCCCAGUGAUCUUCAUCUCCUAGAAGGAGACCCUGGAUUUGAAGAGUUUGAACGUGUGUGGCAAAGUGCUCAAGCUGAACAAAAUGCGUCUGUGACUAGAAAACUGGCUGAACGAGAAGAGGAUAUGGAUUUCGAAGAAGUGGCGAAUCUACACAUGGACGAGAAUGGUGGCUGGGAUGGCUUUGAUACCCUGAAUACACGACUCCGCGACCCGCAAUUAGGAGAUUAUCUAUUUGAAGAGGACAACGCGUUCCGCGCGGUGGGCAACCCGUUUGAAGAAGGCAUGAAAAUCAUGCAAGAAGGCGGGAACCUGUCUCUAGCUGCGCUGGCAUUCGAAGCUGCGGUCCAGAAGGACCCUCAACAUGUCCAGGCCUGGACGAUGCUUGGGUCUGCGCAGGCUCAGAACGAGAAGGAAAACCCGGCGCUCCGGGCGUUGGAGCAGGCAACAAAACUGGAUCCAGACAAUCUCGAUGCGCUUAUGGGUCUGGCUGUCUCGUAUACGAACGAGGGCUACGAUUCAACUGCAUACCGCACUCUGGAGCGUUGGCUCUCAGUCAAAUACCCGCAAGUUAUUGACGCCAAGGAUCUUUCUUCCGACGCUGAUGUCGGCUUUACGGAUCGACAAUUGUUGCACGACAAAGUGACCGACCUGUUCAUCCAGGCGGCGCAACUGUCACCGUCGGGCGAACACAUGGAUCCGGAUGUUCAGGUCGGACUGGGAGUCUUAUUCUACUGCGCCGAAGAGUACGAUAAAGCGGUAGACUGCUUCUCGGCGGCGCUGGCAUCGACAGAAUCCGGCACGUCGAAUCAGCAGGGACAAGUGCAUUUACUCUGGAACCGGCUGGGUGCGACGCUGGCCAACUCAGGCCGUUCCGAAGAGGCGAUUGAAGCAUACGAACGAGCACUUACGAUCAACCCGAACUUUGUGCGUGCGCGCUACAAUCUCGGCGUGUCGUGUAUUAAUAUCGGCUGCUACCCGGAAGCUGCACAGCAUCUGUUGGGCGCGUUGGCGAUGCACAAAGUGGUUGAGCAGCAGGGUCGGGAAAAGGCGCGCGAGAUUGUGGAUGGCGUUGAUGGCAUUGACGAUGCCGAGCUCGAGCGCAUGAUUCACAUUAGCCAGAACCAGAGCACGAACCUGUAUGAUACACUGCGGCGUGUGUUCACGUCGAUGAACCGGCGCGAUUUGGCGGAUAUGGUGGUGUCGGGCAUGGACGUGGAUGUGUUCCGGAAGGAGUUUGAAUUCUGA
Molecule: messenger RNA, 2010 nt
Organism: Talaromyces atroroseus
Lineage: Eukaryota; Fungi; Ascomycota; Eurotiomycetes; Eurotiales; Trichocomaceae
Exons: 2
Coding region: 1-2010 (669 amino acids)
Biological process (GO): protein import into peroxisome matrix, docking
Cellular component (GO): peroxisomal membrane; cytosol
Molecular function (GO): protein binding
Source: RefSeq, a predicted model, not a curated record